AUGAAAAAAAGAGCCUUGGGUGAUAUUGAGUCCCGCCGCAUCUCUCUUGCUGAGCUGAGUGGACAGCUGUCGGGUUUUAUUGGCGAUGGAGAUGAAGUUAAAGAUGCAAUUUUGAAGGGUUUGCACAGUAAUGUAAAUCAGCUUAUUAGGCUUUUACAAGCAUCUUGCGGAGAUGGGAAGUGUAAUUGUAAUAUUAAUAAUUUCAGUGAUGAUCAUCUUAAAAAUCUUCAAGAGAAAUUUACGAAAUAUGAUAAAAUUGCAACAAAAAUUGACAGCCUUAAAAAGCAGAAAGAUGAAAAAAGUAAGGCGCCUCAAGGGGCGCCGCCCGUCAGUGAUGCUGAGAUUGACAGCCUUACAAGGGAAAUUAAGAACCUUAUAGAAGAAAUUUUCUCACAAAGUUCUCUGCUUACAACGCAAAUUACAACUGUAAUUGAAGCUGUUCAAAGGAAAAUUACUGCACUUGACUCUAAGAAAAAUGAAGUUGAUAAGCUUCAGUCUCAAGUGAAUGAGCUUAAAAAGAAAAUUGAUGCUAAGAAAAAUAAUGAUGAUCAACUUAAAAACCUUAAAAAUGAACUUGAAGCACGUAAAAAGGCUCUUAAAAUUGCACAAGAUUUAUUCCCUGAAAAAGAGUCUAAAUCCCUUGACUCUCAUCAGAAGUCUAUGAGUUCUCUCAAAAGUCUAGAUAAGCUUUGUCAACAUUGUGAUGAAGUUAGUAAAAUUAAUAAAAAUCAUGAUGGAAAUUGUGCAGAAAUUCUUAAAAAUCUUACUGAAGGCCUCGAAAAAUUUCUCGGCUACGAGAAAGGGAAUUACACCGGUGAAGGCAUCGUGUACUCGGACCUUGACAGGCUCUGCGACGGGGUGAUGUCUUUCCUUCAUGGAGUUCUUAGUGGAGUGCAGGAUGAUGAUAACGUUACAACGUAUGAUACUGAUACACUAAAAAAUGUUAUUGACACUUUACAUAAUAGUGUAGGUAAAGGCCGUCAGGCCUUCGGGAACGCCGUGUCUCAGGUGGAGGGGAAGACUAAUAAAGUGACUGAAGGAUUAUCUUCACUUAUAGGUGUGAAUUACUACAAUCAAGUCAACGAGCAAGAAGGGAAGACGCUGAUCGAGCAGUGGAAGACUUGGAAGAGCACACUAACUAGCAUUACUAGAGAACUUAGUAACAUUAAGAACACGCCACUUAAUGAAUUAGAUAGCACAUUAAAAACACGUGUAUUGCAUGAGAUGAAGCCGAUCACAACGGCAGUAACAAUGCUACUUGACUCAGCAGGGAAUGAGACCCUACGGGAUCAGGUCAGUGUUGUCGACAGAACGCUGGCAGAGGAGUAUACUAAUAUACAUAAUGCAAUGGAGGCUCUGAAAGAUGAGCAAAUGGGACGCAUUAAGGCUAUCAGACAGUCUUUGACGGAUGCUCAAAAAUUGGUUGCUAAUCAAUUGGGUAAUGAUAUUGACAGUUUCAGAAAUAAAGUUCUUCAGAAGUUUAAUGAGAUACAAACUGAAGUUAGUAAAGUUUAUGGGACUCUGGAGCAGAAGAAAAUUGCGCUUGAGUUGUUGCUUAAGGAAGCGGAGACGCACUUUAGUGAAAUAUCCACCGGAGUUGGAAAGGAAGGCAAUAGGUCUGCCAGUAUAUAUCACAAUUGGGGAGAUCUUAAGCAACAAAUUGAGGAUACGGUCAGUAACGUCGCGAAAAAUGCGGGCUCGUAUGGUUCACUUGUUGCUAUUGUUACCGGUAUACAGGAGUAUGCUGAGAAAUUUAGGGACGAUAAUUCAGGAAGGCAGAAUUUUGAUACGAUAGUAGGUACUUGGAUUAAAAGCAUUUUGGAAAGUGAGGCGGUGAAGGGAGCACUUGCCUGGUGGGUUAAGUAUUACAAAGAUAAGUUCACUGGUACAAAGCUGAGCGGAAUUACGGAGAGAACUAUUAAGAAUGGGAGUGACACAAAAUUGCGUGAUGCAAUUACGAGCGCAAUAAAGAAAGCGCUUGAACAAGAAAUCGCCAAAGCCGGUGCCUUGGUUGCAAAAAGUAUCAAGGAAACCGAAGAUACUGUAAAUGCCAACAAAAAGAUCGAUGUAUAUGUUAGCGCUGUUAAGAAAUGUUGCAAGCAAUUCGCUACAGAGAUUGGGGGAAAGUUACAGGAGGGAAGCUUUUCUUCGCUGUUCGGAAAGAUUUCCGAAUCAAUUAGUAAUAAUUCGGAUUUAUCAAAGUCCGAGUCCGGCCUCCCUUCGAACGCCACAGACGAUCUCCGAUCUGCCAUCCUCUCUAUCUUAUCCGCACUCUCAAAUAUCGCAAUGCGCACUUCCGCACAACUUGGCAACUUCGCGAAUACGGCUAAAAUGGAAAACGUGGAGAAGGCUAUAGAGACGAUUAAGAAUAUUGGCGAGCAAUUUGGAAAUAAUGGCACUGGCGGUACGAUUGAUAGAUUUUUGCAGAAAGUUAUCCCACAAAUUAAGGCGCUUGGUACUCUUUUGGAGAACUCUAAAUCUAAGCUUCCCGAGGAAGUUGAAAAACUUAAAGAAAUACUUGAUAAGCUUAACAACAUGUCUAAAGAUAUUGAUGAUGGUAAAAUUAAGACAAAGAGAGAAGACGCUGGUGCUCUUGUGUUAAAACUACAAAAUGAACUUAACGGACAACUCGAAACCAUACGACAAGACCUCGAUCACGCCGAUGCAUUCUUACAAACUACAAUAAAUGCGCUGGAAAAAGCAAUCUCAGAUGCCUUCAAAAAACUUUACAAAGAGGUGCGAAAAAUAUUCUGUAAACAAAAACUGGCAGACUUAGAGGCUUUUAAAUGUUUGGUUGAGAAGCAAAAAUCCGAGAUCGAAAACACUAUCACCCUGGACAGCAUGUCCGGCGUGAAGGGAUUAAUGAACCUCAUGGAAACUCAGAAUGAUAAGAUUUUUGAUAUUCUCAUCGAUGACAAAUUUAAUAAUGCAACUAAAAAUGUGAAAGAAUAUUUACAUGAAAUCCUUCUCUACACCUCCUCCCAGUCCCGCUCCCGCCAAGUCGACCGCCUCAAACAGCAACUGGACAAGUUACUCAGCCACCUAAAAUUAGAGAAUCCAAAUAAACAAUAUCACUUCGACUACACGUUUACUACUGACCUAGCCGCACUUAACGACGCAAUCACAGCACUAACUCCCAAGCAGUUCAACGGCCACAAACACCCUGAGCUGCUCGACGCGCUGACCGCUGGAGCGAAGCGACUGGCAGGCGAACUGGGCAAACAGUACGUGAACAGGUACAGCGGACUGAAGUGGGCAGACAUUGGCGAGCCUGAUAGAGAAAAGUGCGCUAAGGUGUUGCUCACCUCGCUGUACACUGUAAACACUAAUGUAAAUAAGUUACAUAAAUUUUGCGUUGUAAGAUGUAAAUUCAACAAAAUAAACAAAUCCACAGAACUGGGAAUAUUCCUAUCCGAGCAAGGCUAUGAUGUUUCCAACAAAGACAAACAAAAUGGUGAAUUGCAUGACGGCAUUAGUAUGACGGGCGGCAAAAUUUACAAGAACCUCGAAAGCACAAUCGACGACGCCGACCAAGAUCUUCAUCUGCCAUCUUGUCAACCAAAAGCGCAAAACAAAUUUAAUGUUUUAGCCAUACUUGAAUGUCUUGUUACUCAUCUAAAUCAAUACAAUCAGGUCUCUCACAUGUCAACAUUAUCCGCAAAUAGGCAUCCAUGCUCUGUAAAAGAUAUGUUGUCUUGGCUGUCCGGCCUCCCACAUAAUCACAUCUACAACCAACUUAAAGAUCACAUUACAAAUCUGUUUAAAGUACCAGAUAAAAGUGAUCCAUCUAAGAAAAUCCUUCAACCCAUUGAGGCGCAUCCCUCAUCCUUUUCCGAUGACAAAGUACAUCGUGCAAUUAAACGCGUGGCAUCCCGCUGUCAGACUCUCAUCUGCACCAUUGCCGGUCAUGGUGAUGCCCUAACCACUUAUGGCUGUGACUUCGCUAGUAACGCACUUCAAUUACAGUAUCCAUCCAAUCCUGCCGCGUGCUUUGAUACGCUCGUUGACUUGCUUCGCCGACUCUACUCCCCACUUAAAUUCCUACAAAUACAAUGCAAAUACAGUGCCAGAGAUUUCGGCUGGCGUGACUGCCAAUACGGCAACGGCGUCGAGCCAUCAAAUUGGCAAUGUAAGGACCACCCAAGGGGCAAAGCAAAUGAGCAACCAAAUAGUAAACCUGCGUGCCGAUCAGCGUGCCAACCAACCUGUGAACCUACGUGCCAGCCAACCUCUCCAUUAAUGUCUUACUUAAACGACUGCCUGCCGGGCCACUUGCCACAUCAGUUAACUACAGUCGGCUGUAGCUACAAAUGUGUCACCUGUUCAUCUGGUUCACGUAAUAUGCCGUGUCUGAUACCCCUUGGUUUCAGGAUCUUUUCGGGGAGUACCAAAACGGGUAAGGACAUAUGCCUGGUGCUUAAUGAUAUGUGCGGAAGACAUGGAGUGUUCACCAGCCUUUACUCCAUGCUUACGUGCAUUACCGUUCCACCACCUCAGACGUUAUGUGACAUUUUCACGUUCUAUUGCUCACUCACGCAAUCGUGGAAACCGAUGCUGGAUAGCCAAAAUACGGAAGUGUUGCAUCCGAUCCAAAAGGCAAUAUGCAAACAAAUCAUAGACGGUGUUACCUGCAAAUAUAGUGAUGCCGCAAUGCUUCUUAGACCGUGCCGUCUACUGCAUGAAUCUUCGACACCUCACGCUCAUACCAUUGAUGCGGGAGUGGACUUGAAAUAUCUAACUGGCUGCAAUGAAAAUAGUUGCGGCGGUUUUAUGCAGCCGUUAAAUUACGCCGGUUACUCCACCCUGGCCCCGAAGUACGCCGACAAGUACUUGUCGUAUUUGGUAUAUAGUUGCCCUCAGCUUCAAAAGUUCCUUGAGGAAUUUAAGAAAGUGUUUUGCGACAUAUCAUGUUACAACUCUGGUUGUUCGUCCUGUGUCAGCAGCGAUGGCUGCAAAGUAGGCAAGCAUGGCGCUGAAACAUGUGAAUGCAGAUCAAUCAAACAUUGCAAAGGCGUAAUGUCUGCAUUCUAUAAGUGUGGUUUCAUGUAUGCAGACGCCGUUUACAAAGGGACGAAGAAAUGCCACAUCCUUAUUAAGGCAAUUGAGAGUAUAUUGAAAUCAAAGUUAUUAAAGAAUUUCCUCGAGGCAAUUGACGAUUUCAUGUUCUGUGUCAGGAAGAAUUUUAUAUGGACGCUAUUAGCCCUCUGGUCCCUCUCCUUGCUUUACCUGCUGCACAUCGCCGUCGUCCGCCUCGACGUCCUGAGGAUACGCUCCCACCUGAGAUCGCCCUCAAGCCACCGCAUCGCCGCGCAGUCCCUCCUCGCCGCCGCACGCGUCAAGGCACUCGCCAACGUCAAGUACUUCUCACCGUAA
Messenger RNA from Babesia ovata, 5373 nucleotides. RefSeq lists its product as uncharacterized. Bases 1 to 5373 code for a protein of 1790 amino acids. The transcript has 4 exons. Lineage: Eukaryota; Apicomplexa; Aconoidasida; Piroplasmida; Babesiidae. The record is from RefSeq and is a predicted model, not a curated record.